AUAAAAUGCGCGCUCCACUAACAACCUCACAGAUUUCUGUCCACUCACUCCGCUAACGUGCGCCCAUCUCCUCCUACCCCCUCUCUCUUUCUCCAAUGGCGACUACUUUGCAACUAUGUCGUUUCUGCAUCCGCACCGAUUCUGAUAAUUUUGGUGGAAGAUCCGGCUCUAUUCCUUCCCGGCGGAAGCCGAUCUCCGUCCGAUGCUCCGGCGAAUCAGAUUCGUCCUCUUCCGUUGCCGUGGAUCCCGAUAACUUCGAUGCAAAGUCUUUCCGGCGUAACUUGACGAGGAGCAAGAAUUAUAAUCGGAAAGGUUUCGGACACAAAGAGGAAACGCUCGAGCUCAUGAAUAGAGAGUACACUAGUGAUGUUAUAAAGAAAUUGAAGGAAAAUGGAAACGAAUAUACAUGGGGAAGUGUAACAGUAAAAUUAGCAGAAGCUUACGGAUUUUGCUGGGGAGUUGAAAGAGCUGUUCAAAUUGCUUAUGAAGCAAGAAAACAGUUUCCAGAUGAAAGAAUUUGGAUUACCAAUGAAAUUAUCCAUAACCCGACUGUUAAUAAGCGAUUAGAGGAGAUGGAAGUUAAAAAUAUUCCUAUCGAGGAAGGGAAGAAACGGUUUGAUGUAGUGGAUAAGAAGGAUGUCGUGGUUUUGCCUGCUUUUGGAGCUGCAGUUGAUGAGAUGUUGGUUUUGAAUGACAAAAAUGUGCAAAUUGUUGAUACAACUUGUCCUUGGGUAACUAAGGUAUGGAACGUAGUAGAGAAGCACAAGAAAGGAGACUUUACUUCAAUCAUACAUGGUAAAUAUGCUCAUGAGGAGACAAUUGCAACUGCAUCUUUUGCUGGAACUUAUAUCAUUGUGAAGGACAUGACUGAGGCGAUGUAUGUUUGUGAUUACAUUCUUGGAGGUGAACUUAAUGGAUCUAGCUCCACCAAAGAAGCUUUUAUGGAGAAAUUUAAGAAUGCUACUUCAGAGGGAUUUGAUCCAGAACGUGACCUGGUAAAAGUUGGCAUUGCAAAUCAAACUACAAUGCUGAAGGGAGAGACAGAGGAAAUUGGAAGAUUAGUUGAGAGGACAAUGAUGCAAAAAUAUGGAGUGCAAAAUGUCACUGAUCACUUCUUAAGCUUUAACACAAUUUGUGAUGCAACACAAGAGCGACAAGAUGCAAUGUAUAAGUUGGUUGAUGAAGACCUGGAUCUUAUGUUAGUUGUCGGUGGGUGGAAUUCAAGCAACACCUCACACCUUCAAGAAAUUUCAGAGGACCGUGGGAUUCCCUCAUAUUGGAUAGACAGUGAGAAGAGAAUAGGUCCGGGAAACAGAAUAGCUCACAAAUUGAAACAUGGGGAGCUGGUUGAGACAGAAAACUGGCUACCAGAGGGUCCGAUCACCAUUGGUGUUACAUCUGGUGCCUCCACACCAGAUAAGGUUGUCGAAGAUGCCCUAAUCAAGGUGUUUGACAUAAAACGCGAAGAAGCCUUGCAAGUAGCAUAAGUAUAGGUUCACACAGGUGCAUCAGCCAACGAUGGGGGGCUCACAGGAGGAUCCGACUGUAAUCGCAUAUACCUACCCUUGAAUUAUAGUGUUGUAUGUAACUAUGUAGCAUGAAAUGUUUGAUAUAUAGGGAUCAAUGUAAGCUCACAGUCUCAUACCCUCCCAGGGGGAACGGUAGUGUAUCAAAUCAGUAUUUUAUGUUAAAGACAUGCAUGGAGCUAAUAAUUCUCCUAUUUACUCUCA
Gossypium raimondii (Peruvian cotton) is the source of this 1730-nucleotide messenger RNA. Its product is annotated as 4-hydroxy-3-methylbut-2-enyl diphosphate reductase, chloroplastic. The transcript has 10 exons. The record is from RefSeq and is a predicted model, not a curated record. Gene Ontology annotation, biological process: isopentenyl diphosphate biosynthetic process, methylerythritol phosphate pathway; dimethylallyl diphosphate biosynthetic process. The coding region runs from base 96 to 1487 and encodes 463 amino acids. NCBI's taxonomy places the organism in Eukaryota, Viridiplantae, Streptophyta, Magnoliopsida, Malvales, Malvaceae. Gene Ontology annotation, molecular function: metal ion binding; 4-hydroxy-3-methylbut-2-enyl diphosphate reductase activity.